This is a messenger RNA of Aspergillus caelatus, 223 nucleotides long. RefSeq lists its product as uncharacterized. Lineage: Eukaryota; Fungi; Ascomycota; Eurotiomycetes; Eurotiales; Aspergillaceae. The record is from RefSeq and is a predicted model, not a curated record. The transcript has 2 exons. Bases 1 to 156 code for a protein of 51 amino acids.
AUGUCCAUUGGGUUUGGGGUCCCUUUUCGUUCCUUUAAGGCCAAACCAUGGAUGAAUGUGGUGUCACUGCUCUGGCCUAAAGGCUCCGUCGAGUUAUGCAAUAUAUCUGCACCUCAUAUACAGAACAGAACAGCUCAUCUCCGCAAUUGCCAGUAGCUAUGUCCAAUAGAUAUAUUCCUGGGUGGUAUGAUGUAUUCUCUCUGAAGUUUCUUGUAGGCUUUCU